Molecule: messenger RNA, 450 nt
Organism: Didymosphaeria variabile
Lineage: Eukaryota; Fungi; Ascomycota; Dothideomycetes; Pleosporales; Didymosphaeriaceae
Exons: 3
Coding region: 1-450 (149 amino acids)
Source: RefSeq, a predicted model, not a curated record
AUGUCCGACACCGAGAUGCACAAUGGCACCGGCAAAGCCAAGUCUGCCUGGACCGACAAAGAGCGCCUCGUCUACCUGCUCGGUGUCCUCGAGAGCGCGGGCACGAAGCUCGACUACAAGAAUGCUCCUCGUCCCAAUGGCCGUAGCGAGAUCGCGUGCGAGCGCAUGAUCGGACGCAUCAAGACGGCGUACAAGGCCGAGCUCGAGGCACUCAAGGCGGGUCAACCCUUUGGUAGCGAGUCCACUCCGCGCAAGAAGCCGGGUCGAAAGGCCAAAGGCGACAACGAGGGCACUCCGAGCACUCCCAAGCGCAAGGCCAAGGGUGCUGCUGAGGAGGGCGAGGACGAAGAUGGUGGCUCUCCCACGAAGAAGGGCAAGAAGGCGGCCGACGCUGAGAUCAAGGCUGAGGUCAAGGACGAGUUGGACGAUGAGAUGAAUUUGGUUGAGUGA